Molecule: messenger RNA, 1106 nt
Organism: Triticum urartu
Lineage: Eukaryota; Viridiplantae; Streptophyta; Magnoliopsida; Poales; Poaceae
Source: RefSeq, a predicted model, not a curated record
GCCUCCCCUCAAAAAAAAAAAAACCCGGCGAGUCGAGUGCCUCACUUCUGCGAUUCCCCUUUGCGGCUCUGACCUCUGCCACCAGCCGCCGGCCUCGCCUCGCCGGCGACUCGCCGUCGCCGGAUUCCCUGAAGGCCAGGAGCCCAGGAUGGAAGCUCAGAUUAGAUAUUAAGCUCCACAAUUUCCGAACUAUAAGCAGCGCGGGAUAGGGGAUAGAGAUGGCUGCUGUCGGCGCGAAGGCGGUGCCGCCCACUCUGCUGUCGCUGUGCCUGCAAGCGGUCGCCGCGCAUCUCACCGCCGACGCAGCCGGCGCGGGUCGAUCUGGUGGGUGCGGCGCUCAGUUCGACGGGUUCGUCCAGGAGCACGAGGAGGAGGGGGGUGGCGGCCACCUCGCGCCGGAGCAGGUCGCGGAGGCGCUGCCCUGGGAGCUUCUCCACCAGCUGGCGUCUUCUCUGCCGCCGUUCGCUCUCGAACUGCUCCAUCACGGCGCCCAUGCCCGAUGCUGCUCUUCUACUUCCCUUACUGAUCGAUUCGGAGAGGCCGACGGCAAUAGACGUGGGACAAAACGUUCAAGGUGUGAAGACUUCAGCACUGCAUGGCAGGCAUUGUUCGAAUCUCGCUGGCCCCUCCAUGAUAACACUGGACAUGAUAACUUGGUUACUGUAGAUUGGCAGCAGCUGUACUGGGAAAAGCAUUUGCAAGAGUGCCUGGACGAAGCUGCAGAGGCUGCGUUGCUUCCUUUAUUUUGUGGGCGUAUUGGUGAGCUAAGUAUGUCAGAUAAAAUCAUGAGUUCCGUUUACCUCAGUGAGAACAUAGCCCAACAGUAUUCCAGACUGUCAUAUCAUUGGACCAUACUUGGAUCUUAUGCAAGGUGCUUGAGAUUUCAAAAUGUGCUUUGCACGGCCGAAGUUUGUGUAAGUGCUCAAGCAGUACCUUGUUCCUUCAUUUUUCCACUGUCUAUGAUUAAUUAUCUACGGUCUGUAGCAUGUGUUGUUUCAAUUGUGCAUCUGUAUUGCUGUUAUUUUGUUGGUAUUUUGUUAUUUGUGUAUCUCUCCAUCAUCCAUACAACAAUAAAUGUGCACUCAGAUAGUCAGAUUCCAGAAUAA